AUGGCUACCUCUACUCAAACCACCUUCAGGCCCUUUUAUGGAAAGGUCCCUGUAUUAAAGAUCAGACCAGUAUCAGCAAAACUGUCCACAGCCGCAGCAACCUUGGUUCGGAUCAACAAGAAGGCAAACGUCCCCGAUAUCACACAGACGACUGAGUAUUUAGAUGACGUCAGGACCGUCAGACCAGUUAAUCUUUAUAAUCCUAAUAUGAAGAAAGUUUUGGGAGAACUAUACACUGAUAUUAGAUACUUACAUCAGUUAAAACAAAAUGUUGAUAAGGAGAGUAAGGUUAUAACAGAUUUAAAUAUUGGUACAUUGGCAGAAACUGGUGUAAGAUUUCUUCAGAAUCGUACUGAAUUCUGGGACAACCUUGGUCCUCUUCCACCAGUAGUCAUGAAGAAAAAGCCAAAAUACCAAAGCAAUUUUAAAGGGAGCAUUGCUUCUAUAAACACCGAGAUGUCGCGGAGUACACGGAGAUCUAAUACGUCACUAUACAGUCGCGAGAAGAAGAAAGAAGAAAAAGCACCCGAAUCAGUUAUUCAGUUUGAAUUUAAAACAUAUCAACCUUCUCCAAGACUACCACCUCCCCCAAUACGAGCUGAUCGCCUAACUGUUAAAAUCGAAGAUAAUUCAAAGAUAUCUUCUGAUAAUCAAUUGUCCCUCAAUGGUGAUGACUUAGCUAAUGCCCAGAAAGAACGAAAUAUCCAAGUUGAACAAUAUUUCAAAAAAGCUCUUCAAGAUAUUCAAAAGGAUUUUGAGAAAGAAUAUUUUGAAUCGUGUGAAGAACGAAUUGAAGAAUGUUUACAAUGUUUGAAGAAUAUUCACAGUGAUAUAUUAGAGAAGAAGGUUGAAUAUGAAGUCAAACUGUACAAUAUCAAGGGUGAUCUAAUGUUUAAAUUAGGCUAUUGUGAGAAAGCUGUUGAUAAUUACCAAAAGGCUUUAGAAGGCUCAGGAACAUUAAGAGAAUUGCGGUUAUAUAUAUUAGGUAAUAUAAGUAGAGUUUUUACUCAUAAAGGAGAAUACAGUAAAUCAUUAGAAAUGUUGACUGAGCAAUCCAGGAUAACUCGAUCUGAUGGUGAAGUAGCAAUGGUUUUCUUAAAUCUUGGACAAUGUUUCCUAUCUUUGAAACAAUAUGAAAGCGCCAAUGAUUGUGGAACUAAGUCACUUGCAGCUUCAAAAAGAUGUAAAAGUCUGAAAUAUCAAAUCGAAUCCUUGGUUCUUUUAGCCAUUGCCUUGGCUCGUCUUAAUAAACCACAGCAUGCUUUGAAGAAAUUAUCUCGAGCUAAAUCAACCUUGAAUAAAAUAGGCACCAGAUUCUUACAUAACCUGAUACAAUCCGCAGAGACCAUGGUCAAUGCCAUCAACAAAUACAACCACCAAUCUUCUCAAUACAGAAAGCAGAAAGGAUCAGCAAUGUUUCCACAAAUUACAUCCCAUAAUGACGCCUCCUCUUUCAAAACCAAAGAUUCUUAA
Molecule: messenger RNA, 1473 nt
Organism: Lottia gigantea (owl limpet)
Lineage: Eukaryota; Metazoa; Mollusca; Gastropoda; Lottiidae
Exons: 7
Coding region: 1-1473 (490 amino acids)
Molecular function (GO): protein binding
Source: RefSeq, a predicted model, not a curated record